This is a messenger RNA of Symbiodinium necroappetens, 2619 nucleotides long. The record is from the annotation of a GenBank genome assembly. Lineage: Eukaryota; Dinophyceae; Suessiales; Symbiodiniaceae.
AUGAAGCGACGCGCGAUGGCACUCGAGGCUACAGACGAAGUCCUUGACAAUGCCAAGCGGCCUUGUGUAAGUGGACACGAAUCGCAGGAAGCUACAAUGAUGGAGGAGGAUCAGUGGUCCUUUGAAGGCGUCGUCGGGUUGGACGAGGCUUUCGACAAGCUCGCCACAAGAUAUCCUCAAAGACCAGCUGUUGAGGACGAGUUUGGUUGUGCCUGGACGUACUUGGAUCUUCAGCAGGCGUCACUUCGUCUCGCAAAAGGCUUCCUGGAAAUGCUGCCGACAGGUGAUACACCGCCUGUUGUCGCUCUGUUGCUGCGCCGCAGCUGCUUGUGGGUCGCCAGCUGCCUUGCAGCCAGCCGUUUGGGCCCGGUGCUGGCUCUUAGCUGCGAUUUGGGCACCGAGGAAGAGGUGGUUCGCAGCAGAGAAGCGCUCGCCGAGCACAGGCCGAGGCUGCUGGUCCUCGAGCAUGCCGUGCGUGAUGCUGCUGCAGCGGCGCCGCUGCUAGAGUCUCACGCAAAUGGCGCAGCAUUGGUUUUCGCUGACACUUUGCACAGCAGACAGGUGGCUGCGUUCUAUGAGAGACCGCAGGCCUGGGGAUCCAGGCACUUGGACGAUGCACUGUGGCUGGUAUACACAGGUGGGACUACAGCAGCCUCGAAGUGUGUGGUGCAGACCCACAGAAUGGCCAUCCACGAGCUUCGGACAUAUCCAGACUUUGGUGUGAUGACCUGCGAGGACCGAAUCUUGCAUCAUACCUCCGCAUUCUGGGGCGCGACUUGUUUGGGUUUGUUUGAUCUGCCCUGGUCUUGUGGUGGCUGCCUAGUGAUUCUUGGGCGCCAUGGGCUCGCGGAGGUUGCGCAAGCUAUCGAGCAGCGUCAUAUCACCGUGGCAGGGCUUGUGCCUUCUCUUCUCGAUGCUCUGACCAUGUCACGCUGUACCUCCUUGCGCACAGUGUUCACCUGGGGAGAAGCGUUGCGGCCAUCGACGGCUGCAGCGUGGUGCAGCCAAGUCCAACUGCUGGACUUGCUAAUCGCGAGUGAGUACUGGCUUGUGCUUUGCGCCGACCACCGGCAGAGUCGGCAGAGCCUUGACGGCUUCCGGCCAGUGCGCGGGGCACGGCUCCAGCUGCUUUCGGCGCAGCAAGAGGAUACUGCCUCGCCGCAUCAUGUGUCACCAGGCGAGGUCGGAGAGCUUUACAUCGCCGGUCCCAUGGUCAGCGCGCAGGGCUACACCAAAGCUAUCCUGAACGAAGGUUCCUUUGUGGACCUGCCGGGUGCUGACGGCCAGCUCGUGCGCCACUACAGAACCCGGGAUCUGGCACGGUGGACGAGGGAUGGUGCUCUUGAGUAUUGUGGCCGCGCGGAUGGCUUCGCCAAGGUCGGCGGCAAGUGGCUAGAUCUUGCAUCAGUUGAGCGGAAGCUCCAGGAGGCCGGUUGCAAGGAAGCCGCAUUGCUUUGGGACGAGGAGUACAAGGUACGCCACGCCGUGGUGGUCCUUACUGAUGCGAAGCUGGAAUGCUCGCUGGCCGCGCAGGUGGCGCAGCUCGAGGCACAUCUUCCGCCACAGACAUGCCUGCACUUGCUGCAGAGCUUGCCAAAGCUCAAGGCGACGCCAUUCCCAUGCCAGACAUGGCUGAUGCCUUUGACACAACAUGCACAGCACCCUCUGGUUGCAAGCAUCUUCAACCACAAUGUGGCCAUCGGCACGUGCGAGCGGCAAUCGGAGUGGCAGCAAGCUUUACUUUUGCUGGCCGCGGUCCGUGGAGCUACGGCACAGGCAAAUACCUUCAGCUUCUGCCCAGCAAUCAGUGCGUGUGCGAAGGGCCGAAGAUGGGCUCAUGCACUGGCCCUUCUUGGACGACUUGGGGAGGAGACCCUGGAAGCGACCAUUGUGGCUUUCAAUUCGGCUGUGAGCGCAUGCGAGUGGAGGAUGGCCCUUGGUCUUCUGAACGUGUUGUCCAAAAGCGACCAGCAAGCAGAUGUUAUCUCGUACAACUCUGCGAUUUCAAAAAUUUCAGCAUCUUCCAAGAGUGCCUGGCAUCUGGCUUUACACCUCUUGGCCCGUAUGGCCAUGGGGCAUCUGCGUGUGAGCCUCGUCACCUGCAAUUCGAGCGUGUCCGCUGUUUCCGAAUGUUCUCAGUGGCAAUGGUCUCAGGCUUGCAUCAGUCAGCUUCUGCAUCAGCUCGUAGAGGCGGAUGUGAUAUCGUACAACGCAAGCAUCAUCGCCCUGGAGGGAUGGGAGGAAGCCGUCGAAGGGUUCACCAGGCUUCACGCGUGCAAAGUGCAAGCCAGCAUUGUCACUUACAACUCAGUCAUCACCAGCUGUCGCGAGCAUAGUCGCUGGCAUGAAGCGAUGGCUUUGAUGGAAGACAUUAGAGAAGCCUCAGUCACCCCAACUGUGGUUUCGUACGGUGCAGCCGUAAGUGCUUUUCAAUCCGGUGGCCAGUGGCAAGCGGCAUUGGCACUCUUGGAGGACAUGGCGAGGCAUGCUGUGCCAGCAAAUGUGAUCAUCUACGGUGCGGCCAUCAGCACGUGUGAAGAAGACGGAAACUGGCAGCAAGCGCUGGGCUUGCUGACAAUGAUCCAACAAGGAAGAUUGCAACUACCCGGCGCCGCGGAG